Diorhabda sublineata is the source of this 5303-nucleotide messenger RNA. RefSeq lists its product as uncharacterized. Lineage: Eukaryota; Metazoa; Arthropoda; Insecta; Coleoptera; Chrysomelidae. The transcript is spliced from 13 exons. Gene Ontology annotation, cellular component: nuclear pore inner ring. Gene Ontology annotation, molecular function: structural constituent of nuclear pore. The record is from RefSeq and is a predicted model, not a curated record. Gene Ontology annotation, biological process: RNA export from nucleus; protein import into nucleus. The coding region runs from base 156 to 5249 and encodes 1697 amino acids.
AGUGAAACUGUGUAAAUCGUCUACAACCUAUCGACUCAUUAAAAAACGUUUGUCUCAAAAGCAAACUAACCUAUACUUAUUUUUUUAAUUUGAAUUUGUUUCCUAUUAUGCCUUAUAAAUUCUGUACUAUAUGGUCUAGACAGUAAUAAUAAAUUAUGGAAACCUUACCUGUUUGGAAGAGGAUUUUCCCGGUAAUUGCCUCCAAGAAUCCCCAUGUUACGGAGGAUAUUGUUGAUGAUGUAUUAGAUAUAUGCAAAGAAAAUAUUUUAGAUAUAUUUUUACAGUAUGAAUUCUAUUCAAAAGAAAGUUUUUUAAAAUGGAAACAGAAUCUUGGUGUAAAAGAGAUUGUUUCAGAUGAUGAAAUGUGCAACUUUAUUCAUAAUUUAAGUAAAAAACUGAAUUUAAACACUAAUGGAGUUUGGACAGUACUUUGUAAUUUUUUAAUGUAUGAAUAUUAUGGCAAAGUUGAUGAACUAAAAGGUUUGAUAAAGUUUAAUGCUAAAGUUGAAUUUUUGAUGGAGAACAUAUGGUAUUUCUAUUCUGGAGAACGUAUGUUUUUGAUUAAAACUUUGAGACAUAUUUUGGAAAGUGCUGAAAAUAAAAAUGAUACAUAUUAUGAGAAACUCCAUUCUUUUGUUAAAGAUAUUAGUUUACCUACAUUGUGGAAAAAUGCAGUCAAAGUAUUUGAUAACUUGAUACAUGAAAUAGGAAAAGAUACACUACAUUUAGUACCAGCUGACCUUUUGAAAGAAUGGAUUCAUAGAAACAAUAGAGAACAGCUGGAAGUGUUGUUGUUAUUAUUACAAAUAUUACAAAAUUUAAAAAUUACUGGCCCUGAAUUAGAAAAUACUAUAUCACUUUUUAUCAGACAUGGUUUUGCUAGACAUCCUCUUUAUGCAGACAGUUUAAAAAUAUCAAAACCAGAAGAUCUACUUCAAAUUAAGAACACAGAAAUUGCGAUAGUUUUAUCAAUUUUAAAUAAAUUUUGGGAAUCUCCAGCUGUGGGUAAGACUUUGCCUGCAAAUCUGGAAAGAAAUUUGGAAUUGUUACAAAUACAGGGUGAUAACAGUAUUGUCAUGUUUGGAUGGUCAAUAUUUAAGUUAUCUUGUAAAUGCUUUAAACUUGAAUCAGGCAAAGAACUAGAAAGCUCUCGUUUUAUGGUAGAAGAACUUUUGAAGAAGAAUGUUUUUGAAUCUAUAUAUGAGCUACUUACACAUAGAAUAUUUUCAAAUUUUAAAAGUAGUUCUGUAUCAAACGGCGUAUUCAGAUUAAUAGUUGAGUUUUUGAAAAUCUUUGAUGUUAAUUAUUUCUAUCAACAACCAGGAGCUGUUAAAGUAGUAGCCGAAUUAGUUAAUCAGAGAGGAAUUGUGAUUUUAGAAACCCUAGGAUCAGUUUUUCAGCUAUCAAUGGAGGCAUUUCCUUAUGUGUUUGAACCAUUUUUGGAGCUGUGUAAAUCUCUAUUAUCAAUUCCUAAAAGACAAAACUUUACAAUGAAACUUCUCAAAGCAUUACCAACAUUUUUGGCUGAAAUACCCUAUAUGCACCGACAAAGCAGGUAUAGAAUGACUAAAUAUUUGCAGUUAUUUACCGACAGUGAAUUAUUCAUGAUCCCCAAUGGUACCAUAGUAGAAGAAUUUGUGUAUGGAGGCAAUGAAUUCUCAAAAUUUCACUUUCCCUUUAGUUUUUUUUUACUUAUGGAACAAUUUACAAAAUCUUUGGUAACAAUAAGAUAUGAAAAUAAGCCCGAUUGGCAUUGUCAUAAAAAUUUGAUGAAAGUAGUUCAAAUUGGGUUUCAGUGCAUACACCAUAUUUUAAAGUUAUAUAAAGGAGAUUAUAGACGUGAUGUUGAACUCAGAACUCUGGUGCAGAGAUUAGAAAUAGUUCCUACACAGUUCUGUGAAGAACCUCUUAAAAAUUCGAACUUUAUCCUAUUGUACUUUUCUAUUAAUUGUACUUUAAUAAAGAGAGAGUUAUUGGAUUAUACCGAAGCUUUUCCCCCAUUAUUACAAAAAAGUUUCAUGCCUCACAUUAUUAGUUAUACCAAAAGGAACAGAGACAGUUUGUUUAGUCAGCUACAUAACAAGUCAUUAUUGUAUAGGGCAUUAAAAGAUGAAGAAAAUGAAAAAACUCAUAAAUUACUUAUUGAGUAUUUGGAGCUAGUUAAUUUUAUGAUUGAGAAAAAUCUUUACCACCAUGAAAUACAAUUAGCUGGAAUAUGGUAUAUAUUGACUAAUACCUUUCCUCUACACCAACAGUGGCACUAUGAAGAUUCAUACGAGCAAACUAGAAUUACAAAACUCUGUAUUUCUAUGUUUAUUGGUGUUCUUAAACGUCAUCUAUUAAAAAUAGAAAAAGAAUCUGCUGUUAUUUUUGAAAUGGUUACAGACGCUUUCUAUCAUGAAGAAAUUACUGUUUCAAGCUUCAUGUCAGUAUUUUCCAAAGAUAAGUUUUAUCUUCAAAAUUUACUGGAAUCGGAAAUAAAUUGGACUAAUGGGCCAGCUUUGGAAAGCUUGGAAUGUUUAAGAUUGCAAGUAGUACUACUAUUAUUAUUAUAUAAACAUAAGAUAAAAAUGGAGACUGGGAAAAACCUAUUAGAUGAUAAUGUAGGUUUUUUUGCCAAAGCAGUAACACCAUAUAUCAUUAAUCCUUAUUCACUCUCAUUAAGAAAAUUAUCCUGCAAAUGUUUGGAGCUUUUGUCGCGGGAUGAGAAUAUUCCAUUAAUGGCACUGUUGGGACUAGAUUAUGACCAAGUACAAAGGUUAUAUUUAGAUCGAUUAAGAGACUCUACAGAAGAUGAUGAUUUGAAAUUGCAAAUUUUGGAUCUCAUUGGUACUUGUAUCAUUCAUCAACAUGGCAUGACAGCUGCUUUCUUCAAUGUUAAGCGAUCUAGAAAAUGGUAUAGUGAUAACAAAGAUAAAACCAUUGAAGGAGAUACUGUCACUGAUUUUAUGAUAGAUUAUCUAAAGAAUAUAAAAAAAUCUCCGGUAUAUUUAAGGAGUCCCCUUCAAAUAGGAAUACUGCAUAUAAUGACUAACUUGUGGUCCAGUAGAAAAAGACACUUAAUCGAUGAAGUAGUAAAUUUAGACCAGUUCUGGCCGUUGUUGAGUAAUCCUUGGUAUAGAGAAUUUGAUCAGUUACCGAAAGUGUAUGCUUACAUAUUAAAAAUAUACAGCAUUCAAUUAGUGGAGAUAGACAAAGAUGAAAAUUUUUUGAGUUCCAUCGAGAAGUUCAUCACAGAUAAAAAACAAGUUAAAAGUUGGGUAGAAUAUUUGAGAUCCACUUUCAGAGAACCUACAAAUAUUAUUGAGGAGAUUGAGGAUAGACAAUAUUUGUUGAAAUCUUGGACAGAAUUCAUGAUAGUGCUGGAAAAAACUAAGGAGUUGAAAAAAUUUGAUGAUGUGAACAAGUUUGAAUUUAUAACCAUGAGUUUAGAUGGAUUAACCUUUCCUCUGGUUAAUACUUAUUGCUUAAAACUCUGGAUGGAUUUAGUACUUCUUCAAAUUUCUUAUUGGGAAAUACCUCCUGUGGGCGAUUCAAGAGUAUUGGCCGAAAAAACAAUCAAUGCACUUUCUAUUAUAAAAUUAUAUUACUGCGAUAUGGAACAUUCAGCACGGUUAGCAGUACUUACAGUAAUUCAAGAGAUAACAGAAAAUCUCCAAGACUACUUUCAGUCGUCUUCUCCCAAUUUAUUCAACCUUCUAAUGCACUUUGGUCCAAUGUUUGAUUAUGAGUACCAGUUAGUGGAAGAAGGGCAAUGGAAAACUACUCAAGAUGUUUUUGAUACUGCUAUUAGGGAACAUCUUCUUCCUUGGAUGAUGUGUGUUAGAAUCGUUAGUGAUUUAUUUAAGCUUACUAAUAUUGAAGAAAUCAGUUGUUGGUUUACUUAUAGAAACCUAAUUGAAAAAUUGAUGAGUUCUACUUGUGAAUUUAUACAAUACCGACCAACGAUGUCAUUAGCUAAAGUCGUAAUUUAUUGCUUGGCUUUAUAUGCUGGUUCUCCACUGUACUUAGAUUUUUUGGGUAAGAGUAUGAAUGACUUUUUAGUGAAAUUGGACACUUCUAUUACUCCACUUUUGCUAGGACACAAUAAUAAGAUCAAUCCAAUGCAACUUGAAGAAGGCUGGGUAACUAGCUCUCUAUUUAUUCAAUUCCUAACAGCUUACUUCAAAUCUCUACAGUACCAGGCGUUACCAAAUUGUUAUACUUUUAUAAUACUUAGUGAACAUAUUUUGGGACAUAUCUUCAACAUCCUCCAGACUACUGUCGCUUUAAAAGCUUUGGAUUUAGUUAUAAAUACUUUAGUACUAUUUGAUUCUAUGUUAGAAAAAUGGCGACUAGAAUGGUAUAGAAAAUCAAAUGCAACAUAUCAAUUUGUAAUAAAAGGAGUCAAAAAUAUAGUGAAUGCAUGCUUAUACACUAUUUUGAGGCCAAAAAAUAUUAUUGUACACAUUUUGGAUGAAACUAACCGAUUAAUACAAUUAGAAAAAUAUCCUGUAGAACUGAUGGUAGCUAUAGUAAAUAGGUUGGUAACAGCUAUAGGGCUGGGUUUUUCAAUUUUAUAUAGGAUUAAUCCAGGUCUAACGGAUCUUUUAGACCCAUAUUUACCAGACACAGUUGUUAGAAUAAUAGAGAAUGAUUUUAGCGUACCAACAUUUGAAUUGCCCAUAUCCAACAACUUGACAUAUGGAAUGUUGUUGUGCUUAGCUCACUUUUUAUGUAAAACAUUAGAUGUUUUGAAAUUAAAUAAAAAACAUAUGACUUCCAGCGUUCCCUCAGAAUAUUUCACAAGAACUUUUGGUAUGGUAGAACACCAAGGUUUAUCUGACAAUAUUCCAACGCAAAAACUAAGUGCCUUCUUACGACAUGCCAUGUACGAAUAUUCUGGAUUGGCAGAUCCUUGGAUACAAGAACUAGAUUAUAACCGAGUCAAAGACUCUUUAGAAAUUCUAAUGAUGUUUUUAUCACAGCAAAUAUUUUUAGAUAUACAAAUUCCUUCAGAAAACUCAUCUUAUUUUAUACGUAAUCUUAGCUCAGAACUACAGUUCUUUUAUGAACACGUCAAGAGAAUGACUUCAUCGCACUUAGCUUCUAAGCUGAAUUCUAUGUCACCAUCUUGUCAAUCAGAAACUGACAUUUUGAAGAAAUAUUUGAUCCAUCACAAAGAGACCGAAUGUUUUGAAGAGGUAGUGGAUACGAACUUUUGUAUAAUUAUUUCAAAUUGGUUCACAAACAUAUGCAAACUAAAGUAGUGUUUUUAUAUAAUUUAUAUUAUUGAUUUUGUUAAUAUAAACCUUUCUUAUUAA